UUUUGUAUCUAGGGUAAACGCCUGCCAGAAAGAUUUCAACUUACUAUAAAAAAAAAACGCUCACUGUGUUUUCAGAAAUGUGCUUCUAAAUGUAGCUUUUUUUUUACGCAUCGCUUAUUAUAUAGAUCAGUGAGUGUUGUGCUAUUUAUAAUCGAGUGACUUGUGUAUUUGUAUAGCCUGUGCACUUCUUGCUCUACCACAGCGUGGUAAUAGUCAUCCGUGUGCUGUGAUUGGAAGUAUUUAUAGGUGUUCAUAAUUGAACAGUUUGGUUUGAACAGGACUCUAAUAUACAAACAUGUUACUAGAUGAAGCUGUCCACUAUUCGUCGUUCCACUCGAGUUCACUCUGGCUCUCGUUGGAUAUUUUGUUUUACUAAGUGUACAUAAAUAAAAUGGUGUCGAAAUUGUGAGAGAGACGAACUGUGCUUGACAUAGCAAAUUACAAUUUCAUCUUUCACACGUGUUAAUAGCCACGUUAAUUAGCAAAGGACUUACUCAAGGAAGUACCAAAUGGUUGCACUGGACGGCUCCCAGGAACUUGUGGCGAAUACAGCCCAGCAGAGAAACUGGAGGGGGAUAGCUAUAGCCUUGCUGGUCAUCUUGAUCGUGUGUGCCCUCAUAGUUACAGCUGUCAUUAUAGCAACACCUAAAAAGAAAACAGAAAAUCUAGGUGAAAAAUUUACAUUUGAGGAUUAUAUUCAUCUAGAGUUACGGCCACAAAGCAUAGCACCACAAUGGGUUUCAGGGUCCAAUUUAUUCAUCUAUGCCACGUACGAAAACUCUAUACGGAUGUACAACUGUUCCUCGAACUCCUCCAUAGAGAUCAUGGAUAACAGCACAUUUAAGAUGUCUGAUCCUAAAGAGUUCUUCUUGUCUGCUGAUAGAAAAUAUCUUCUCUUAAAGCAAAAGUUGGUGCCGAAAUUCAGACAUUCCUCCUUCUCAGAAUACUCCAUCUAUGAUUUGGAAACAAGAAAUAACCCAGUGCGACUAUACGGUUGGCAUCAGCCUACACUAGGGCAGCAUGAUCAAAUGAUACUUCCUACAAUACAGUAUGCUAUGUGGUCCCCCACUGGAAGCGCUUUGGUUAUUGUUGAAGAUAAUGAUAUUUUCUACAAACCAAGCAUAACAUCCCCUCUGGUCAAUAUCACAAACUCUGGUAUUAAGAAUCGUAUUUACAAUGGAGUACCAGACUGGGUUUAUGAAGAGGAGAUUUUGGCUCAAGACAAUGCUAUAUGGUGGUCUCCCAAAUCAACGUAUCUGCUUUAUGCAACCUUCAACGAUACAAGAGUUCCUUUCUUCCACUAUACAAUGUAUGGUGAGCUAGACCAGGUUUAUACUUCAGAAGAGAAAGUGGCGUAUCCUAAGGCAGGCUUCCCUAACCCUGAAGUAACGCUCAAUAUUGUACAACUGUCAAGACCAAAUAAUGUCUACACAUUGAGCCCGCCUCAAGAACUGAUUGGAAAAGACCACUACUUUACAACAGUGAAAUGGGCAAGUGAUAAUGAGGUUCUCAUUACGUGGAUGAACAGAGCUCAAAACUACUCUGUCUUGUCAUUAUGUAGUGCAAGGAAAGGAACGUGUGUCAGGAGUUUAAAUGUCAAAUCAUAUACUGGUUGGCUAGACUUGAAUACAUUCCAGUACCAAGCACCAGUGUUCAACAAAGAGGGUACUACUUAUUUCUUCAUUGAGCCCUCCAAGCAGGAAGAAGAUGAGUACUACAAACAUAUCAUGAUGGUGGAUAUAGUCAAGGGUGAGGCACAGGAUCAGAAGACAAUACUUACUAGUGGUGAAUGGGAGGUCACUAAAAUUUUGGGAUAUGAUGACAACAAGAAGAUACUAUAUUUUAUGAGUCCCUACACAGAUGCUAGACAUAUGCAUUUCUUUGGUGUAAAUGUUAAAGACAAAUCCAUCAGAUCACUGACUCACAAUGUUGACAAUCAGUGCCAAUACAAUGAAGUGUUGAUGUCAGAUACAUUUGAAUAUUACAUUCAAGAAUGUCUGGGACCAGGCAUACCAAGAUACUCAUUGAUGUCAAUAGAUGGGCAUGAAGUGGAACGCUUAGAAAACAACACAGAAUUUGCUACAGCUAUUGCCAAGAAAGCUAUGCCAAUCAUUCAGUACCAUCAGAUAGAACUUAAAACUGGAGACAAAAUUUGGGGUAAAUUAUUGCUGCCUCCUACAUGGAAAGCAGAGGAAAUAACUAUGUACCCUCUAGUCUUUUGGGUAUAUGGUGGACCUGGUACACAGUCUGUUAAAGAAAAGUACACUAUUGACUGGCAGACCUAUUUGACCAGUUCUAAAGAGGUCAUUUAUGCUAUGGUGGAUGGUAGGGGGACAGGGGGAAGGGGAGAUAAUUUUAUGCACAGUAUUUAUCGAAACCUGGGCACUUUUGAAGUUGAUGACACCAUUGAGGCAGCCAAAUAUUUUGGAUCUCUUCCAUAUGUUGAUGAGAAAAGAAUGGCAAUCUGGGGUUGGUCAUAUGGUGGUUUUGUGACAGCCAUGGUUUUAGGAAAUAAAAAAAAUAACUUUAAGUGUGGCAUCUCAGUGGCUCCAGUAACGGACUGGCAGUAUUAUGAUUCUAUUUACACAGAGAGAUAUAUGGGUAUGCCUAGCAGUGAUGACAAUCUAGUGGCUUAUGAACAUGCUAAUGUAUCCAAGUAUGCAGAGAAUUUUAAAAAUACAGAGUUCAUGCUAGUUCAUGGUACAGCUGAUGACAAUGUUCAUUUUCAACAUUCAGUACAGUUAAUGAAAGUUCUUACAGAACAUGUCAUUCCAUUUAGAUUUUUGCUGUAUGGAGACAAAAAUCAUGGACUACUUGGAGGUAAUACGCGGCAUCAUUUGUAUCAGUCAAUUGAGGACUUUAUUUUUGAAGUUCUUUAUGGAGUUAGUGACAAGCCAAGUGACUAUUCAGAUGAAGAGUAGAUUUAUGGCCCCUUGGACGGACCUUUAUAUUAUUGUUCAGUGCUAACAAAUGUGUGUAGCCCUAAUUUAAAGUUGAACAAAUUAUUUUUUAACCUCACUGUUUAAACCCAGUUUUAUUUUAAAAAGAAUUUGUUGGAACUUGUAUUUUAUUGAAACAUGUCAGAAAAAUGUGUAAUAUUGCUAACACUACUGUGUUUUUAGUGUAAGCAUUUUUUAUAUUUCUUAAAAAAAUGUAAGUCAAAGAUUCUCAUAAAACUAUGAAAACUUUGCUGUGUUUGUUUAGGAAUGCUCAAGUCUUUCCAUAUAGUUUUAUAGUGUACGAUUUUUAAAAGAAAAUAAUUGUAUCGCCUCUAAGUUACAAAUGUUUUCGUUGAAAUUUAGCUUUUGAGUACAGUUAUAAAAGUGCUAUUUAAUUUGGAUUUAUUUUGUUUUAAUUUUAAGUAAAUUCAGUUAUUUAUUUGGUCCUAGUUUAUUAAUAUUUACAAUUACUAUCAAACUUUGAUUUUUCAUUUUGAUAAACAUUUUUAAGAAGUAAGAAGCUUUGCCAUACCGUUUCAUGAAAGAUGUUAAGAUAAAAUUGCUUUAAUUCAUGGUAAUAUAUUUGACAACAUUCCUGGUGUACAAAACUCAUCUAUAGACAGUUCUAGUUAUUGUCAUAAUGGUUGCCAAGGGUUGUAACUCUUAGAAGAGGAUUAUGCAAAACACAAAUCUCUAAAAAUUAGUUUUGUUGAGGAUGAAAUAAAAGUACUAUUUGUCUAAGCAUUUUUAAACUUAAACCUUGUAUUCUGAUUUAAAAAAAUGAAAAACUGACAUGAGUCUAGGUUCAUAUUCUUUAUUUUAUGGGAGCCAUUUUCCUAAACAUAUUUAAUCAAUCAUUUUCUUAAAGCUUUGUCACCUUUAAAUCUGUGUUUCUAUUAAAAUAUAUAUUUUCUAAAUGCAUCUCUCAAAAGUAUUAAUUACAGCACUCUUUGUAAAAUAAAGAUGUGUGAAUCAGUUAUUAUUAUUUGCUCUAUUAUUAGUUAAAAACUAAUAGUACCGUAAUGGUUUUAAAUUGUUUGUUUGUUUCUGUUAUCCCAGUUUACCGUACACUUGUACAUAAGUUUUAAUUUUCAAGCUUGUUGAUAUUAAAAUCAUUAUUAACAUUUAGAAUUGCUAAGACUUAAGCACAUGAAAAAAGUAAAACUUAAAAGUUAAUUUUUUUUAUAAUGAAUUUAAAAAAAAAUUUUCUUCCUUAUUUAUUUAUCUAACAAAUAUGUACACUUUUGAGAAAUAGAUUUCCUAUGUGAAUAUUUCUAAUGCUCUCUGAACUACAUUGGUUUUAACUCAUUAAUAAAUUUCACAACUUUAUCACCAGCAACUGUACAGAUAGAGAAUAAUUAUUUGACUAUUUGAUAAUUAAAACUUGGGUGCUCUCCCAUCCCAUAGUGUAAUCAUCAUCAUCUCCCCUUGUUUUAUGCUUUAUAACUUUCCCUAUCAGCCUCACUUACUUGAAAGCACUAUCACUGCCCUCUUACUUAUACAUAUAUAAAUCAUAACUGCCAAAAAGACCAGUGGUGGAUGUAUACAUUCUGUCAUUCAUUCGGCAGCAGCUUACAGCUAAUGUACAAGUGACUAAAUUAUGUGUUGUUUCAAAAAGAUUAGGAUGGCUGAAAAUUGUCCAAGUGAGACAGUUACUUCAAAGGAAGAGAAGAUUCCCUUGCACUCCAUUAUUAGCAUUAAGUAAAAUUUAAUCAUGGAACAAAAUAGUCAGAGGGCUUCAUUUUUAUUUGUUCUGAAGAUGGAGUAUAACUCUUUCAUAUAAAAAUACAGCGAUGAUUCAUGGCUUUAAAUAAUUGUUAGUGUUAGGUUUCUUUUGUAUCAUCUGUUAUUCCAACUUAUGAU
Messenger RNA from Biomphalaria glabrata, 4802 nucleotides. RefSeq names its product dipeptidyl peptidase 4-like. The coding region runs from base 510 to 2921 and encodes 803 amino acids. Lineage: Eukaryota; Metazoa; Mollusca; Gastropoda; Planorbidae. The record is from RefSeq and is a predicted model, not a curated record. Gene Ontology annotation, biological process: proteolysis. Gene Ontology annotation, molecular function: serine-type endopeptidase activity; dipeptidyl-peptidase activity. The transcript is spliced from 26 exons.